AUGAACGCGGAUAAGACUCCCAACGUCAGUACAGAUCCGGAGAAUACGUACAGCUGCACUGCCUGUAAGAAACCAGAUUCGGCCGACGACUUGGUUGCUUGUGAUGAGUGCCAUUGUUGGUGGCACUAUUCCUGCGCCGGUGUCACCGGUUCUGUGUCUGAACGCCAAUGGACAUGUUCGAAGUGCCUGCCCGUUCCCGUUCCAGCAAAAUCAGUGUCUGUCGAAUCAUCAGCAUCAAGCCGUAAGGUACGCCUCGAACUAAGCUUACAACGGCUGGACGAACAGCGAAAAUUAGAAAAUAAGCGGCUCGAGCUGGAAAAGAAGUACAUUGCGGAAAAGUUCCAGUUACUGGAAGAAUCGCUGAGGGCAGACGAUGAGGAUAAUCGUAGCAUCCGUGAUAAAUUACCUACAGCAGAGGCGCGAGGUAAGCAAGCUCAAGUGAGUGACUGGGUGUUAAGCCAGAAAACUUUGGCUUCACAUGAGAAUCCGUUAUCGCAACAAAGUAAUCGUCUCUCGCGAGUGACAGAGCAUCUCGCGGACGAAUUAGGCGCGGUUGGAGGAACCAGUACUGUUCCACAGGUCAUCCAACAAGACGCACCAGUUCAGCUGAGUGCCUGUCAGAGUAUGCCAGCAGUCGAGACUGCAGAACAAGAAUGUUCAUUUCGCCAACUGAAACAUCAAUUGGAAAAGUGCGAAAACCAAUCCGUUCCUGAUGCAGCUCAGUUGCGAGAAUUGCAGAGAUUGCUAACUAAGUGCCAGAUCCAAGCAGAGCAGCGCGAUCAAUCGAAUAGCGCUCCGCAGCCAGACGCUUCAAAGGGCGCCAUCCCUAAAGCAAGCCACACGCUGACAAUUACUAACCUACCACAGGAUUAUUCCAGCAGAAUGCCAUACAUCAUUUCACCACCGGCUCAAAACCAUGUCACUCAAGCUCCCAUACCCGUCAUUCCAAUAUUUUCUCCGCCAAACGACUGUGAAGAAUGGAGCCGCCAGGGACAACCUAGUACUUCCACUGUAGCAGCACCGAUUUUCGAAAUACCCCCGAUCGUUGUACCUCCCAGGCCAUCUUCAGAACAACUGUCGGCCAGGCAAGUCAUGCCGAGAGAUUUACCCGAUUUCUAUGGUGAACCCGAAGAGUGGCCUAUCUUCGUGAGCAGUUUCAACAAUUCAACGGCGGCGUGUGGGUAUAGCAAUGCCGAAAAUUUAGCCCGUCUGCAGCGCUGCCUGAAAGGCAAUGCGCUUAAAUCUGUUCGUUACUAUCUGUUGUCUCCAGAAUCCGUGCCUGAUGUGAUGAAGACUCUUGAAACACUAUAUGGCCGUCCUGAAGUCAUCAUCACCCGUUUAAUUAAGAACGUUCGAGACACACCGGCACCGAGGAUUGAAAAGUUGGAAACAUUGAUCCACUACGGAAUAGCAGUGAGGAAUCUAACCCAACAUUUGGUUGCUGCCGGACAACAAGCUCAUCUCUCCAACCCAGUUCUAGUCCAAGAGCUGGUUGAAAAGCUGCCACCUAAUAUUAAGCUGCAGUGGGCAGAGCGUUUACAUUACUUACCCGCAACAUUGCAAACAUUUAGCGACUUUAUGGCUAAGGUAGUAGAAUCAGUAAGCAAGAUAGUGGUACCCAUAGAUAGCUCAGGGGUUAGAAAUGAAAAAUUCAAAACCAGAGAAAAAGGUUACAUACACGCACACGCUGAUAAUGUUUUGAACAGGGUAAUUAAUAGGUCAGAAGUAGAAAAGCCUUGCGUAGUAUGCAACCGAAAUGGGCACCGAGUGAAAGAUUGUGUAAAAUUUAAAGACGCUAGCAUUGAAACCCGAUGGAAAACUGUUCAUGCAUUGAAUGUUUGUCGAAAUUGUUUGAAUAUGCAUGGCCGGAGGGCAUGCAGGAGUUCCAACCGAUGCGGAGUGAAUGGUUGCCAAAUUCGGCACCAUCCAUUACUGCAUUCUGCAUCGAAUGGAAAUAAACCAGCUACUGUUUCGUUGAACGAAAAUCACACUCACCACCACAGUGACCAGUCUGUGCUAUUUAGAAUCAUCCCUGUGACUCUUUAUGGCGAGUCGGCAUCCAUUGACACCUUCGCCUUCUUAGACGAAGGCUCAUCCGCGACACUGAUCGAGCAAAACUUGGCGAAACAGUUAGGCGUUAGCGGACCCAACGUUCCCCUCUGUCUGCAAUGGACGGCUAAAAUGUCUCGUACAGAAGAAGAUUCUCAGCUUAUUUCGUUUGAGAUGUCUGGUGUAGGCAAUCAAAAACGUUUUCGUCUGGAAAAUGCUAGGACUGUGCAAAGCCUCAACCUUCCAACACAAACCCUACGGUUCGACCAACUGCAAGAGCGCUUCGAGCACCUAAGGGGCCUGCCCGUUCGAAGCUAUGCAAACGCUACGCCGAAGCUACUAGUCGGUUUACGUGAUCUGAUUCUGGCUGUUCCACAAAAGAUCAGAGAAGGAAAGGAAGGCCCAGCCGCAGCUAAAACCCGGCUCGGGUGGUGUGUGUACGGCAGCUUUGGAAAGUGUCAAGACACAAAACAAUUCAGUUAUCACAUUUGCGACUGCGCGAUGGAAGAGAAGUUAGACGGUUUACUGAAGGAGUAUUUCAGCAUAGAAGAUACUGGAAUCUCAACAGCUGAGCCUUUGGAAUCAGAAGCGGUAAAGCGAGCGUGGAAAAUACUUAAGGAAACUACACAGCGAGUCGGAGAUCGGUUUCAAACUGGACUAUUAUGGAGAUGCGAUCGCGUGGAACUGCCAGAUAGUCUUCCUAUGGCCAUCCGUCGGUUAGAAUGCCUCGAAAAGAGGAUGAAUCGAGAUCCAGCCCUGAAGGAGGAAGUACAUCGACAGAUUCAAGAGUAUUUAGAUAAAGGGUACACCCAUCGAGCAACUGAAACUGAGCUAAUCAGUGCUGAUCCAAAGCGAAUUUGGUACCUUCCGUUGGGCGUCGUUCAAAAUCCCAAAAAACCAGGGAAGGUCAGGCUGGUUUGGGACGCAGCCGCGAAAGUUAACGGAAUAUCCCUUAAUGAUCUUCUUCUUCCGGGACCAGAUAUGCUACUACCGCUGCCCUCUGUUUUGUUCCGUUUUCGCCAGUUCCCUGUGGCUGUUUGUGGAGACAUAAAACAAAUGUUUCACCAGAUACUGGUUAAAGAAACCGAUAGGCAUUCGCAACGUUUUCUGUGGCGCGAUAAACCGAAAGAGCCACCAAGCGUAUACAUAAUGAAUGUCGUCACAUUUGGGGCAACAUCGUCUCCAUCCUCAGCGCAGUUUAUAAAAAAUCAGAAUGCUCUGGAAUUUGCGGACAGAUUUCCUAGAGCAGCACAAGCGAUCCUGAAAUGUCAUUAUGUUGACGAUUAUCUGGAAAGCUUUGAAAACAUCCGAGAAGCACAGGAGGUUUCAGCAGAUGUACGGUUCGUGCACAGUAAAGGAGGAUUUGAAAUCCGAAAUUGGUCUUCUAAUAGCAAAGCUGUUCUGGAUUACCUCGGCGAGAAAGCGAACGCGACCGAGAAGAAUCUUUCACCAACAACGAAUAAUUUUGAACGAGUUUUAGGAAUGCAUUGGCUUCCUGAGUACGAUAUGCUUAGUUUCCCUACCUCGUUCUCCGAAGAUAUCAUGUCUUUAAUCCACGGGAAUAAAAGGCCGACAAAACGGCAGAUACUGAAGUGCAUCAUGAGCCUUUUUGAUCCACUCGGUUUACUGGCUUCAUUCUUGAUACACGGUAAAAUCGUAAUGCAGGAAGUGUGGCGCUCCGGUAUUACAUGGGACGAGCCGGUAAGCGAUAAGAUUUUCUCGCAGUGGAAGAGGUGGACCGGAAAGUUCGCUGAUAUCGAGGGGAUCGAAAUUCCGAGGUGUUAUUUCCGCGCUGCAAAUGCGGAACUUUACAGAAAUCUCCAAGCCCACGUGUUUGUCGAUGCUAGCGAGGAAGCAUAUGGCGCUGCAGUCUACUUUCGAAUUGUUAAACCAGAUGAUUCUGUACAGUGUACCUUAGUUUCGGCCAAGACAAAAGUUGCGCCUUUGAAAUAUGUAUCCAUACCGCGGUUGGAGCUGAUGGCUGCUGCAAUUGGUGCCCGUCUACUUACGUUUGUGGAAAAAUAUCAUUCUGUAACUAUUACGCGACGGUUCCUGUGGUCCGAUUCACACACUGUUCUAUGUUGGAUUCGCUCCGAACAUCGCAAAUAUCGACAGUUUGUUGCUUGCCGGAUUGGCGAGAUUCUGUCGCUGACCAAAGAAUGUAAAUGGAGGUGGGUUCCUAGUAAAUCUAACGUCGCCGACGAAGCCACCAAAUGGGGUAAGGGCCCAUGUUUUGACGCAGAUUCUCGAUGGUAUGUCGGACCUAGUUUCUUGUAUCAGGCGGAAGAUCAGUGGCCAACGAAUAAACACACUCCCGUGACCACCAGUGAAGAACUUCGUCCGUGUUUCGUUCACGCGGAAAUUGCUACUCCUGAACCAUUGGUGGAUGUGACAAGGUUCUCCAAAUGGGAACGUCUUCAUAGAGCGACAGCCUACGUAAUUAAAAUCGGACAACUCUGGAAAGCAAAAUCUGUCGGUGGCAGGAUAAACUGCGAACGACUCGAACAGCAGGAUUUGAUGGAAGCCGAAAUAUUAUUGUGGAAGCAAGCUCAACUCGAAGCAUAUCCGGAUGAGAUCGUCACCCUUCGCCACAAUGAAGGAUUGCCGAUCGAAAAGCGACGUUCUUUGGAAAGGUCAAGUCCUCUUUACAAGCUCUCACCGAUGCUUGAUAAAGACGGAGUCUUGCUUAUUGAUGGCCGUAUAAAUGCGGUCAAUUUAGUUCCAGAAACAAUUAAGUCUCCGAUAAUCCUUCCGAAAGGACACCGAAUUACCUUUCUUGUGAUUGACUACUACCAUCGAAACUACCUUCACGCCAAUGCAGAAACAGUUGUGAAUGAGUUACGUCAGCGGUUUUACGUGCCACACCUAAGAACACUAGUUCGAAAGAUUUCGACCCAAUGCCAAAUGUGUAAAGUCUAUAAGGCACGUCCUGAAAUUCCCAGGAUGGGACCUCUUCCGACUGGACGGUUGUCUCCAUUCGUACGUCCCUUUAGCUUUGUGGGUUUAGACUAUUUUGGACCUCUUUUGGUCAAAGUUGGUCGAUCGAACGCUAAACGUUGGAUAGCAGUAUUUACGUGCCUAACUAUAAGAGCGGUCCAUGUGGAAGUGGCAUACACACUGUCAACGCAGUCGUGCAUAGCUUGCAUUCGAAGAUUUGUAAAACGACGUGGAGCCCCCCUCGAGUUUUAUUCGGACAACGGACGGAAUUUCGUGGGAGCAGCGACAAUAUUGAAGAAGCAAAUAGAGGAAAUUCAUAAAGAGUCUGCAGCUACAUUCACUAGCGCACAUACCAAAUGGCUCUUCAUACCACCUGCAGCACCCAGCAUGGGCGGAUCAUGGGAACGAAUGGUCCGCUCAAUCAAGACCGCGAUGAAUAGCUUACCACAAAACUGCAAGUUGGAUGAUGAGGGACUACUGACGAUGGUAAUUGAGGCUGAAGCCACUGUAAAUAAUCGGCCGUUGACUUAUCUACCUCUAGACUCCGAGGAACAGGAGGCGUUGACGCCCAACCAUUUUAUCCUCGGCAGUUCAAGUGGGCUCAAACAACCAAUGGAACCAACCGAUGGCGUUGAAGUUGUACGGAAUUCUUGGCACCAGAUCUUUGUCUGUCUUAACCAUUUUUGGAGAAGAUGGGUAAGGGAAUAUUUACCCACGUUGACCAGGCGAAAUAAAUGGCACGAUGAGGUACGAGCGUUGAUGUUCAACGAUCUGGUUAUUGUUAUUGACGAGACGAAAAGAAAUGGAUGGAUUCGUGGUAGAGUCCUUGAGGUAAUUGCUGGACAAGAUGGGAGAGUCCGACAAGCUGUGGUCCAGACAUCCGACGGCAUGUAUCGACGCCCCGUUUCCAAGCUAGCGGUUCUAGAAGUGGACGAAAAUGGUAAGGACGACUCCAUUACUCAUCCUUACGAGGCGGGGGAUGUUGGCAACCGGGCAUAA
Molecule: messenger RNA, 5985 nt
Organism: Sabethes cyaneus
Lineage: Eukaryota; Metazoa; Arthropoda; Insecta; Diptera; Culicidae
Exons: 1
Coding region: 1-5985 (1994 amino acids)
Biological process (GO): DNA integration
Molecular function (GO): nucleic acid binding
Source: RefSeq, a predicted model, not a curated record